This is a messenger RNA of Dioszegia hungarica, 3495 nucleotides long. RefSeq names its product armadillo-type protein. The record is from RefSeq and is a predicted model, not a curated record. The transcript has a single exon. Lineage: Eukaryota; Fungi; Basidiomycota; Tremellomycetes; Tremellales; Bulleribasidiaceae. The coding region runs from base 1 to 3495 and encodes 1164 amino acids. Gene Ontology annotation, cellular component: cytoplasm. Gene Ontology annotation, biological process: chromatin remodeling.
AUGUCCCUCGCUUCCACCCCACCUACCCAAACAUCCGCACACGCCCGCCUCCUAUCCACUCUCCUAUCCCUUGUCGAGCCGCUCCCAUCCGCGGCCUUCACACAAAGUAUGAUUAACUACCUUCUCUUCCCCCUUACGCAGAUCCUCCGGUCCGCUCCUUCCGCGCCGCUCCCGGAAGCGUUCCUCGAGUCGGCAUUCCGCUUGAUGGGGUUCAUUGUCUCUCGUUGGAGAGAUGCGGAGGGCGGAAUAGAUAUAGGGGCUUGGGAACAAUUAUGGCGGUUCACGGUGGCUUCUGUCACACCGAAUCGAGGGAAAGGCAAAGGGAAGGAUAUGGGACAAGAGGUCCACCUCGAAGCUAUCUCAUUACUCUCGGCCUUACUCGCUCCUACUUCCGACGAUAACGGUCUCGCAUACCCCACUCGGGCCAUGCGUUCCGGCUUCUCUACCUCCAAAUCGCCCCUUUUGUCCACCCUCUUCCAAACGAUUUCCUACCUCCUCUCCCAGAUCUCCCCUUCGCCUCCACACCGCCCCCUCCAGCUCGCGUCUCUACGUCUUCUCCGCCCGCUCAUCGAGUAUUUGUCCGGCCAGCAUCCCGUACUCGCCAGUCUCCUCCCUGGGACGAUCAGCGGCGUCGCGAAACUCAUCAGCGCCGAAGGACGAAGUAUGCGGGGCGAGGUCGCUGCGGCAUCGGCGGGACUGGUGGAGGAUGUCAUUAGGCUCACGUUGAGCGACGAAGUCUUGUUAGAGCUGGGGGUGUUGAGGGGGAAACUGGACGAUCUAUCGCAGCUGGCAGAAGAGUGGGAGAGGGGAGAAGAGGGAGUGGGGAUAGGGACGGCUGCGCCUCCCCCGCCGUCGCCUGCUCCGUCAGCCUCCACAGUGGGGAGCGGAGGUAGAGGUGAUCCCUUUCCUCCGCUCACGGCGUCUUAUCUGGCCUUCACAGCCGCGCAGCUGGGUCAAGCCAUCCCUCAGGUACUGGCAACACUGGCGGCCCAUCCGUCCGACGUCGCCCGAACAGCCGCCGCCUCCCUCGUAUCUUCCCUCCUGCAAUACACACACGAGUCCCUUCCCGCCCUCACAUCCUCCUCCACCCGUACCCUCCUCUUCCUGUCGGAAGACACAUUCGACCCUGUCCAACACUUCGCUCGAAACCGCCUGCGCACCCUCUCCACCCUCCCCGGGCUCGAUAUACCCCUCGUCGAUAUCCUCAGCGGAGCGAUGUCUGCGCUUCCCCGGCUCAUCACGUCGGGACAGGACGAUAAGGUCAAAUAUGAGUCGACGAUCAUCUCUGCGAUAGCGGAGAUCAUUCAGUCUACCCCGACUCUAAACAAAGGUGUGAAUGCAAUAGCGGACCUCCUUGGUCCGGCAGGAAAAGUGGAGAGGUGGGGAUGGGCUCUGUUGGAUUGUCUGGAGUUCGGAAGGCCGGCGGGGUGGAGUCAGGGCAAUGAGGCGGGGAGGGCGGCGCAGCUCGGUUGGGCCUCCGUCUCUGGCGCGCCGGUGGGUUUACUCGAGGCUGCUUCUGCGGCUGGCACAUCUUCGACCCCGUCCGCGGACGGUAACCCCAUGGCGCUGCCCGACUUUCCGCAUAUGCCAUUCCGGUACCUCGAGUCACCUACCACGGCACGGACCAUCUCACGCAUGCUCGUCCAGAUCGGACGGGCGGGCGGGGAGGGUGCUCUACAUACGGUAGAGUACUUCCUGCUUUUCGCGCGUAAUUACAGGAGGAAUGGCGUAGGACGGGCUGUGCCCGCGCUGUGGUGUGCCCAGAGAUUGCUCGAUGGGGUUGCGGCCGCACAGGUGGAUGGGCCAGAGGGGCGUGUGGGAAGGAAGACGAGGCGGAUGGCCAAGGAGGCGGUGGGGAUUGUUACUGCCUUGGAUGAAGAGGAGGACGGCGAUGAGGGCGAGGGCAAUGAGGGAGGGGUCGGCGCGGGGGAAGGCGGAGAGACGAGUGAUGCCCUGUUGCCUAUUGAAAGAGGGAAGGGUCUUAAUGCUCUAUCGACCUUGAUCGACCGUCCGGCCCCUUCCAACACGUACGCCACCUCCCAAACCCGUCGGCUACAUUCCGCCGCUCAGCGUUCUCUCCUCACGUGCCAAUCCCUCUCCCUCCUCGCUCUCUCCGCUCGGAUCCUCUCUUCCUCCUUCCGGCCCCUCCUCCUUAAUUCGCAGUACACCGUCCUCUCGCACCUAGCCUCCCCGGCCCCUAUCGUCAGAGACCACGCCUCCCUCGCUCUCGCGUAUAUUGCCCUGCACACCGGCUACCCCACACCGCGAGACCUCGUCCUCGAUAACGUCGACUACGUCAUCAACGUCGUUUCCCGCCGCCUUUCCCCAUCGCGCCUGAGCGUCCAAGCGCCUCUCGUACUGAUCGCCAUGAUCCGCCUGGUCGGGUCGGAGAUCGUCCCUCUUGUUCACGACGUAGUGGACGAGAUAUUCGACGCGCUGGACGAUUAUCACGGGUACGAGACCCUCGCGAGCUCGUUGCUUGCCGUCCUGGUGUGUCUUAUCCAGGUCAUGAGUGCCGAUGUGGAAGCAGAGGGCAUGAGUGCGGAGAGAAAGGCAAAGAUUGCAGAGAUGAGGCGGGUGGAUAAGGCGCCGGAACCAGACGCGGACUUUUUGCGGUUCGAGGGGUGGUUGAAGAGCAGAGGGGAGAUGAGGCAGAGGGAGGUGGAGGAGAUUAUUCAGAGGGCGCCGGAGCAGGAUUGGGGAAAGAUCCCGAAAUCUACCAAAACUCCGGACGAAGAAGAGGAAUCGUCCCAGCAACAACAACAACAGGCGGACGACGAGAUCCCCCUCACGCGCGCCCAGGACGUCUGCAAGCAGAUCCUCACCAAAUCCAUCUUUUUCCUCUCGCACCAGAACCCGUUCCUCCGCUCGCGCGUCCUCGCGCUCAUCACCGCCGCGAUCCCCGUCCUCGCCUCGGGAAACCGAGAAGGGGAUCUCCUGCCCCUUAUCGACCGCGGAUGGGGGAUGAUCAUCGCUCGUCUGGGCGAUACCGAGGGGUACGUCGUCACUGCCGCUGCGGAGGUCAUUGCGUCCCUAGCGCAGUAUACGGGCGACUACAUGUCCCGCCGGAUUCUCGACUAUGCUUGGCCCAAAUUCGUCCUUAUCCUCAAGGCGCAGGCGGAGCGGGAUGCGCAUUCGGCCCUUGUGCGUACGGGCGCGGGCGCGGGCGCGGGCAUGGCCUCGAGCCAUACGACGAGCCACCGCCUGCAUAUCGCGAUCUUGAGGGCGAUGAAGUGGGUCGCGGGGGAGGUGCCUGUAGAUGACAAAGUGGUGUGGGGGAUGAUGUGCCUCUUUAGGCCGUUUCUCGAUAAGAGGGCGAAUGGGGAGGUGCAGGACGCAGCGAGGGAGGUGUAUGGCAUGUUGAAGAAGAGGGAUGGGGAUAUGCUGUGGGUGGUGUUGACGAGUAGUAUAGGGGAUGGGCAAGGGGUCUGGGGAUAUCUCAGAGAACCGGGGUUGGAUAUAAAGGACAAUGUAGAUAUUCUGCUAGCUGAGUAG